UCUUGCCCAUUCUAAAGGCAUCCCCUUCUCCUCUCCUCCACUGACAGAAUCCGGGGUGGUAUGGCCUGGAGGUGCUCACAACUGCUUUUGGCCCCUGUGUUGCUGGUGUUCCUGGCCUCAGGUGUCUGGGGUGCGGCAAUAUCCGAGGAAGUCCGUAGAGUGGUAGGACAGGACCUAUCGGUGCAGUGCCAGUACAAGCCCGAGGCGGGGCCUUAUGUGCAGAAAACGUGGUGUCAGCAGACAGCUCCAAACAGAUGUAACCGAGUGGUCACCACCUCUGAGCCUCGGAAAGCAGACAAGGCGUCCCAGAGCACAAUCUGGGAUGACCCUGAAGCCGGUUUCUUCAGAAUCACCAUGACCCACCUCACGGAGAAGGACUCAGCAUUCUACUGGUGCGGACCAUACAACCCCGCCCGCAAAGAGGUGAACGUUCUCCGAAACAUCAGCCUGGUGGUGUCUCCAGCCUUGUCCACUCUUCCUCCACUGACCAGCAUCUGGCUCCAAACAAAGAUGGCAUCAACUCCUCCACAGAUGACUACUUGGUUCCCAACAAGCACAGUUCUGACAGCUCUUCCAGAGGAGACCAGCGGCUCGUCCAUCAAUGGCUCUGAGCACAGAAACCAAAGUUCUCCUUCCUCUCCUUGCUGGACCUCCACAAGCCUUCUGCUCUCCAUGCAGUGUGGACUCCUCCUGCUCAAGGGCCUGCUGCUGUCAGUUUUCUGUGUGGUCAUUUGCCAAAGGCGCUGCCAGGGACAGGAGUAUAGGGCAGAGGCAGUGAAGAUGGAGGUUUCAGAAUAUGCCAGCUUCAGUGUUGUCCGGAAGUCCUCAGGGUAUGGGAAGAACGACUAUACCCAGUGACUACAGCCGCCCCAACCACUGCAUGCUGCAACUCUACUGAAGCCAUGGGGCAGGCCGACGGGAGACAACCGCCAGGCCAUCCCUCAAAUCAGCAGUGCUGUCACCCCUAAGAGCCACUCCCUCCCAUAACCCAGACCUCCUUAAAGGUGACCUCCCACGGGAAGUUAAUCUGCAAGUCAGAUUCUCUCAGCACCCCGAUACCCAGCUCCAGUACCUCCCCCCAAAGCACCACCUGUGUGCCCCCUGUCCCAGGAUGGUCUCAUUCUCUGUCCUGUCUCCGCUGGCAUCACGCGCCUUUCCCUAGUGCAGUGCUCACAGUCACGCACGCACGUCGCCACUCAAGCUGUAAGUUCAGACUCUUGGAUUGCAUCAGAGCAGAGCAAGGUGAUGCCAUGGCCCCUGGCCUUCCUUUACUCUAGAUUUAGAAUUCUUAAAACGAGGGGGAAAUGACUUCAAUGAAAAGAUGGGGAACCAAGAAAGGCUGUGAUCUAAAGACAACAAACAGAGGAAGUCAAGGAAAAAAAAAAGGGUCUUUAAUGGGACAGAAAAAUUUCCCAAGCAGAGCACUGCUCACCCAGCCACACCUCAGAGCUGACCGUCAGGGGCCAGUAUUGUGUUGGUCUAUCGAGUGAGGCAAUUUCAUCUUCACACAGGAAGUCUGGUUGUUCAAACAGGAUUGUUGACUGGCGGGAGCGGGGGGAGAGAGGGGCAGGAUCCUUUAGGAAACAAAAAGCAUGUGACAUUCAUAAAACAAGAAGAGGCCAGAGUGAGGUUCGGUACACGUCACGUCCAGUUCAGUCUCCUGAACGUCCACCAUCACCAGCACGCUGACUGUCAGCCUCCCAACCUCAGAAAGGCCACUACAAAGAAAACACAUCCUAUUUUCCUUU
Molecule: messenger RNA, 1748 nt
Organism: Psammomys obesus (fat sand rat)
Lineage: Eukaryota; Metazoa; Chordata; Mammalia; Rodentia; Muridae
Product: trem-like transcript 4 protein
Exons: 7
Coding region: 61-858 (265 amino acids)
Biological process (GO): positive regulation of toll-like receptor 7 signaling pathway
Cellular component (GO): cell surface
Molecular function (GO): signaling receptor activity
Source: RefSeq, a predicted model, not a curated record